Molecule: messenger RNA, 2485 nt
Organism: Toxotes jaculatrix (banded archerfish)
Lineage: Eukaryota; Metazoa; Chordata; Actinopteri; Toxotidae
Gene: slc25a21
Product: solute carrier family 25 member 21
Exons: 11
Coding region: 194-1093 (299 amino acids)
Source: RefSeq, a predicted model, not a curated record
GAUUCCAUACUAGCCUAGCCUAGCUCUGUGAGCACUCGGAGAGAUAUAAGUGCUGCGCUUUCUCCAGCGUGGGCUGCCGCUACAGGAGCGCACAAACUCAGUGGAGCCUGCCGGACGAGACACAGGCGAGGAACCACCUAACUAACCAACUAACUACAGAGCAGGAAAAGGACAGGGACCUGAAACAGUCAAAAUGUCAACCAAAAAGCCGCAGAGCAUGCUCCGGGAAGCCUCUCAUCAAAUCAUUGCCGGUGGAUCCGCUGGUCUGGUGGAGAUCUGCUUGAUGCAUCCCCUCGAUGUGGUGAAGACAAGAUUCCAGAUCCAGAGGGGAACCAGUGACCCCACCAGCUACAAGAGCCUGGGUGAUUGCUUCCGGACCAUCUUCCGCAAUGAAGGCAUCUUUGGCUUCUACAAGGGAAUCCUACCUCCGAUUCUGGCAGAGACACCAAAGAGAGCAGUCAAGUUUUUCACUUUUGAGCAGUACAAGAAGUUGCUGAAUUUGACCCCUUUGUCUCCGGGUUUGGUGCUGUGUGUUGCAGGGCUUGGCUCAGGCUUGACUGAGGCUGUUGUCGUCAAUCCAUUCGAAGUGGUGAAAGUCAGUCUCCAGGCCAACAGAGACUCCUUCAAAGAGCAACCGUCCUCAUUCGCUCAAGCCAGACGCAUCAUUAAGUCUGACGGCUUCGGACUGAAGGGUCUCAAUAAAGGAUUAACAUCAACACUGGGACGCCACGGAGUUUUCAACAUGAUCUACUUUGGUUUCUACUUCAACGUCAAGGAUGCUAUUCCCGUCAACCCGGACCCCACCCUUGAGUUCCUGAGGAAGUUUACUAUUGGUCUGGUCUCUGGGACCAUCUCCUCCUGCGUGAAUAUUCCCUUUGACGUAGCCAAGAGCCGCAUCCAAGGCCCCCAGCCAGUGCCAGGAGAGAUCAAGUACCGCACCUGCUUCCAGACCAUGGCACUGGUGUACCGGGAGGAGGGAUAUUUGGCUCUAUACAAGGGACUGGUGCCCAAGAUAAUGAGGCUUGGACCAGGUGGAGCAGUGAUGUUGCUGGUCUAUGAAUACGUGUCUGGAUGGCUACAGAGGAACUGGUAACAAAAAAAAAAAAAAAAAAAAGGAAAGCCAUGGCUCAGUGUUAAUAUCGUUACCUGACCCUGACUCCAGUAACGUCAGACCAAAUUAGUUUUCCUUGUUAGUGUGCUGUGAAUGCACAGUACUGUUCUUCAAAAUACCAAAUCAACAUUUAUGUGUAUCUUAGAAAGUAGCUGUCUGAGGAAAAAAACCCACAUCUUCAUCCAAGUCAGUUUCUCAGGAAUUAAAAACAGCUGUAAUAUUUGAAAACCGACAGUAACAUUUCUAUAUCAAAAAUACAUUUCUAUACAUAAAAAUAAAUAGAUCACAAAACAUUGGAUCAAUAGAUUUUAAAGGCCCUGAAAACCUGUUUUCUUAAUUAGCUACUUGCUAUGUGUAAUGGGGUUAUACAUGUGUACAGUAUUCUCUUACAAAAUAUUUUGUGUUUUUGUUGGGGGGGGUGAUCAUUUGAGGAGAUAAAAAAAGGUCACAUACUUGUGUGAACCAAUCAGAGGUAAGCAAUAUUUGAAUCAAAAUCUGGUUACAGUUGAGAAGCUGUUUGCUUAUGUUGUCGUCAGUAGUGUCAGUCCUAUCAGAUCAAACCACACCUACACGGUCCUGAUACAGCAGAUUAUGUGAGUUUUUGAGAAUAAAACUCAUAACAAUAACGAAUGAUGAACUUUAACUCUAAGUUUUGCUUAUUUAGUCAUGAAUGCUUAAUUUUGUAGAGAAAUACUUUAUAUUUGAAAUGUAGUUUUUAGGGGCUUUCAAAUGAAAUUAAGCUCCAAGGACGGAGUGAAGUCAUGUUAAAAAAACAAAACUCUAGACCCUCUAUAGAGGACUUGACUAUAUAUCAUCAUUAUAUCACUGCACACUACAUGUUAUUUGACAAAACUUGAACGCGAACUGAGUUCAGCUGAGCCUCUUGGACCAACCUGAUCAGAGCUCUGCUGGACACAGUGGAUCGCCCAUCUCCAUCAAAUUUAACUCGUAUCUUAAACUAAUCUGCUCAUUAAGGAGCAGUUUUUGUCAGCCACAGUGCACACACUCACUACAGCCGUGGAGUGACACACACAUGUCCAUACGAACACACAAGCACUGUCUGUACGUACACAUCUUCGUAUAUAUCACUCAUGCAAACUUCAAACAAACCAAAUAGUCACAGUAGUGCCUAAUAAUAACAAGAUUUGGUGUGUAUAUGUGUAUAUGUUUUUAUACACUAAUGUUGAGGCCUGUUGCAGAAAUUUUUGUAUGAGUAAUAUAUUUAUGUGCCUUCUAUAAAUUGGACUCGAUGAAAUCUUUAUUUCUCAAGCUUGUAAUGGUAAGAAAUUGUGUUAAUUUGACUUUUUAAGAUAUUAGAACUUGUGGAAAGUUACUUGCGUGUAUCGGUAACAAAUAAAAAGGAAUAAAAGUAAA